Molecule: messenger RNA, 1395 nt
Organism: Tupaia belangeri chinensis (Chinese tree shrew)
Lineage: Eukaryota; Metazoa; Chordata; Mammalia; Scandentia; Tupaiidae
Gene: IL20
Product: interleukin 20
Exons: 5
Coding region: 865-1395 (176 amino acids)
Molecular function (GO): signaling receptor binding
Source: RefSeq, a predicted model, not a curated record
CCUUUCUUCCCUUUCUCUUGAGGUCCCUCACUUGACCUUGGACUUAAAUUAAUGUCCAGGAAGGAGUAUGCUCUCGGAUUUACCCAGCAGUGUCUGAUUCCAGUCCUCGUCAGAGGGCACUGCAGUCCCAGACGCAUCAGGAGGGCGGAGCAGUGCUGGGUAGGACCAGGCCGAUUGCCCAUCAGUCUUGCCUAUCCUUGACAGUAGGAUUGUUAAGCAACCAUUGACUUUCUAUUUGCCUUGGGGAUGAAAUGAAUCUAUUAUCCGCAAAUAAGGAGUAUGAUCUCAGAUGAAUGUGGAAACAGAGCCAAGCUCCUUUGCCUUGUGGGUAGCCAUAAAAUCAAGACAAUUUCCCCCAGGUGGAUGUGGUGAUGCAGCAGCCACUGGCUUCUGUGAGAUUCUGUUUUUCCCCAGUUUCCCUGGUGAGUCUGAGGAGACCAACGGAUGAGCUACGUUGACUUUCUGGAAGGGAAAGCUCUAUACGUCAAUUCCCCAAAACAGGUUUUGACAUUUCCCCUAAAGUGUCAUCCUCAAUGUAUUUACCUCCUGGGCAGUGACUGUGCAGCUGGGAUGGGGACCGAAUAAAGGAACCAGGACUUGGGGCACCAACUCACACUCAGACCCUGAACGGGCUCUUAAAGUUUUCUCUUCACGUGUCUCAGAGGUUUUCCUUAGUAAGUCUUAUGAACGGGCCACAUCGUUUGGAGCCAGAUAAGGCCGUUUAGUUUUUCCCUUGUGGACACUUGGGAGAGACACGUCCCGUAGUGGCUGGACUGGCUUCUUCAGGCUGAGACAGGACAUCAGUAAAUUAUUCUCUUUCUUUUGAAUCCUCAGCUCUUGUGGUCUCCAGGUUCCAGACAGAAGAUGAGAGGCUCUGGUUUUGCGUUCAGCCUCCUCUCUGCUGUGUUCUGUCUGCUCUGGACACCUUCUGCUGGGCUAAAGACACUCCAUCUGGGAAGCUGUGUGAUCACCACGAACCUUCAACAAUUACAAAAAGGAUUUUCUGAGAUACGGGGCAGUGUGCAAGCCAAAGAUGAAAACAUUGACAUCAGAAUCUUAAGGACGACUGACUCUUUGCAAGACACAAAGCCUGCUGAUCGGUGCUGUCUCCUCCGCCAUUUACUGAGACUGUAUCUGGACAGAGUAUUCAAAAACUACCAGACCCCUGACCAUCAUAUCCUCCGGAAGAUCAGCAGUCUUGCCAAUUCCUUCCUUACCAUCAAGAAGGAACUUCGGCUCUGUCAUGAUCACAUGACAUGCCAUUGUGGAGAGGAAGCAAUGAAGAAAUACAGUCAGAUUCUGAGUCACUUCAAAGAGCUUGAUCCCCAGGCAGCAGUAGUGAAGGCUUUGGGGGAACUAGACAUUCUUCUGCGAUGGAUGGAGAUGACAAAAUAG